AAGACUCACAUACAAUGAGAAGCCUUGACCUGGCAUGUGAGCUUACAUCAUUUGGCCAAAGUGUGGAACUAACACCUCAUUUUUUUGUAAAAAUAAUUUUUUAAAGCACUGGCACUGGCUAUCUCUUUCUUUUUUUGUGUACAAAAAAGGGUUAACUGGUGCUAAGGAUGCCUCAGCCAAGAGCAAGAUUAACUGGUGCUAUGGAGGGCUGAGGCAAGAGAAGAGUUAACUGGUGCUAUGGAGGGCUGAGGCAAGAGAAGAGUUAACUGGUGCUAUGGAGGGCUGAGGCAAGAGAAGAGUUAACUGGUGCUAUGGAGGGCUGAGGCAAGAGAAGAGUUAACUGGUGCUAUGGAGGGCUGAGGCAAGAGAGGAGUUAACUGGUGCUAUGGAGGGCCCAGAAAGGAAGGAGGAGGGGUUAUUCCCUACGUGUGCACAAUUUUUGGGGGUUUGCGCCCUGGAAAAAUGAUCCUUGUACAAGGCAGAGUCUCUGGCACAGCAAAUAGAUUCUCCAUAGAUCUGCAGGUGGGUUGCAGCACAAGGCCACGGGCUGAUGUGGCUUUUCAUUUCAACCCCCGAUUCUCUUCCUCUGAAACAUUGGUGGUGUGCAAUACCCUGACCAGGGAACAGUGGCUUCAUGAGGACCACCAUCUCUGUCCUCAGCUCCGCAAGGGACAACCAUUUUUGUUGCUCUUCCUUAUUCUGGAGGACAAAAUCAAGGUCAGCAUUGAGGGGCAGCACCUUCUAGAUUACCCCAACCGUCUCCCUCUGUGUGAUGUGGACACUCUAGGCAUAUGUGGAGAUGUCUCUGUGCAGGGGAUCUCAUUCCUCUGCAGAAAUCCUUUUAGCGAUGGUGACACAGAAUAUCCGCUGUGCCAGCCCCUAAAACUUGGCAAUGUGGCAAUGGCCACACCCCUUUCAAAACCUUUGCCUAAUGGUAUCUCAGACGGUCAUAUGACUACAGUACGCGGUUUAGCAUCAGCCAGUCCAGAUGAAAUUAUUAUCCUGCUGAAAUCUGGUGACUUCAUUCCCUUCAAGCUGACUGCCAGCUUCAAAGACCAGACGCUGCUUUACAAUUACCUAAUGGGCCCACUCUGGGCUAAGCCCCAGGAAAUUCAGACUCCAUUUUUCCUGUUUCAUGCAGAAAGAUUUUUUGAGAUACGCAUCUUUUCUGAGACUAGGGGUUUCAAGCUUGCCAUUAAUGGGGUCCCACUGGAUGUAUUCUCUCCUCCUGCGCUGGACUUGAAAUCCAUUGAUGAGAUACAGAUUAAUGGCAGUGUCAAAGUAUAUAGUUUUAUAUGCUAGCCACAUGCCAUAGCCGCCAGGACUGCCCUACUGUGUUGGUUUCAUGCUGGCACUUGCAUGACAGGUGCCACUUAUUCUCCAAUAUCUUCUUGUUGUGCACAAAACAGCCCCCCCCCAUCCUUCUCUCUUGUACUGCAAUGUGUUUGCCCUGCCAUCUGGGUCAUCUUGGUGACUAAAUGAUGGGAAAUGUCUAGGCUGUGUAUUAUGACUUGUUUGUCUUUGCAAGCCACAUUUCAUGGAAAACAAUGAUAUCCCUGUAAUGUAAUAAAUGGUCUUAAAUUUGCUACUUGUCUAGUAACCUAUAGCAACCAAUCAGUUGGUAACAUUUACUCAGCAUCCCUUUUGAUUGCUAUAGGAUACCAGAUGUUGGCAAGCUAAAGACAUUUGAUUACAUUACCCCAUUAGUACUCAAUAGACAUCUCUUGUGAUACAAACCAUUGUCCAAUUACUUGUAGGGUAGGGAUGUGUCCAUGUUCAUUUCAUGGGGGUAUCAGUUGUAAACCCAAUGCGCGGAUAUCCCUGUUUCAUGCAAGCUGGGGCUGUGGGCUUGCCAUCUCAAUGUAAUGUUCAAUAUUAUCAGCAGUAAGGCAGAUAUUGGGCUUAAUUAGGUCAAGGCUGGUUUGUCUUUCAUGAUCUCCAAGGUUCCCACCCCACAACAACUUGCCUUGUACCUUGAGAGCACGAAGUGGACUGGUUCACUCUGCCUUUGCCAUGUAGGAAUUUGAAAUGUAAUUGUAUAAAAUAAGUCAAUGGAAAUGCAUAACACAUCACAGAACAUUCAAAUGCACUAUAAUGUAUAAAGCAUAUCUGAAAUCAAUGAAAUAAAUAUAUAUAUGUAU
Xenopus tropicalis (tropical clawed frog) is the source of this 2141-nucleotide messenger RNA. RefSeq names its product galectin 12 (gene lgals12). Bases 463 to 1302 code for a protein of 279 amino acids. The record is from RefSeq and is a predicted model, not a curated record. Gene Ontology annotation, molecular function: carbohydrate binding. The transcript is spliced from 9 exons. Lineage: Eukaryota; Metazoa; Chordata; Amphibia; Anura; Pipidae.